This is a messenger RNA of Paralichthys olivaceus (Japanese flounder), 5505 nucleotides long. RefSeq names its product Janus kinase 2a (gene jak2a). Gene Ontology annotation, molecular function: ATP binding; non-membrane spanning protein tyrosine kinase activity; growth hormone receptor binding. The record is from RefSeq and is a predicted model, not a curated record. Gene Ontology annotation, cellular component: cytosol; membrane; cytoskeleton. Gene Ontology annotation, biological process: cell surface receptor signaling pathway via JAK-STAT; cell differentiation; protein phosphorylation. NCBI's taxonomy places the organism in Eukaryota, Metazoa, Chordata, Actinopteri, Pleuronectiformes, Paralichthyidae.
UGGUGCAAGCCCCGGGUGAGGAGUGAGGAGCCGAGAGGAGACAACCUGCUCCGCCCUCAGCUCCUCCACCAUCCCCUGUCAUCACCGAGCUGUCAGGCGCUCCUCUGUCCACACAGCGAGGCGAGGAGACCCGAGAAGGAGCACAGGAGCACAGGAGGAGGAGGAGGUUCAAGUGAGCAGUGUACCGGAGGAGCAGCGGUGAAGACGGACGUGUAGCUGUACUUCAGUUGACAGCUAGCCGUUAGGUCCGCAGCUAGCUAACCCCAUGAGCCCGUCCUGUUCCCCGGGUGAACUCCACCAGCCGGUCCUCUGAGUCCAAGUCGAGCAGCGAAGCAGGGGACAGCACAGAGUGCAUGUAUGUUUUAAGCAGCACAUGGCCUGUAUUGUGCUGACAGACAUGGAGCUGCCUACCUCUGGUCCCACAGCGCACGGCAAUGAUCUCCAGCCUGACCACGACCCGGCCAUGGGACACAACCCCAAGCAGGACGUGGAUGCCGCCUGUCUUACUGUCCACCUUUACUACCAGGGGAAGGCCGGAGAAGGGCAUGGGGCCAAAGUCUCAAAAAGUGUGCUCACAUUUCCACAUGGGGAUUACAUUGUGGAGGAACUGUGCAUCGCUGCGGCAAAAGCUUGUGGGAUUGCUCCAGUCUACUGCAACUUGUUUGCCCUGUUGAGGGAAAGUGACCGGAUAUGGUUCCCUCCAAAUCACAUCUUUAAACUCCACCAGUCAGAAAGUGAAGACCUGCACUUCAGAAUAAGAUAUUAUUUUCCUGGCUGGUAUAACAACAGCAGUUCAAUUUAUGCCCAUCGUUACGGUGUGUCCAACGGGAGGGAGAGCCCUGUUAUUGAUGAUUGUGUAAUGGCAUACCUGUUUUUUCAGUGGCGUAGCGACUUUCUUAAUGGCUUGGUUGAAAUCCCAGUGAGCCACGAGUCCCAGGAGGAGUGUCUGGGCAUGGCGGUGCUGGACAUGAUGAGGCUUGCUAAAGAGAAUGGUCAGUCACCUGUGGACAUCUACAAUGAUACCAGCUACAAAUCCUUCUUGCCGAGUUGCAUGCGGAGCCGCAUCCAGGAGUACAACAUCUUGACGCGGAAAAGGAUCCGCUAUCGCUUCAAGAAGUUCAUCCAACAGUUCACUGAAUGCAAGGUCACGGUGUGUAACCUCAGGCUCAAAUACCUGAUGAACCUGGAGAUGCUGCUGCCCUCACUCUUCUCAGAGCAUUUUCAAGUCACCGACCUAUCUGCGUGCGAGCUGACCAUCGUUGUCACGGGCAACAAGGGCAUCCAGUGUUUGAAAGGGAAAGAAGAAGAUGGAGCAGAGGAGGAGUUAAAAACAUUCUGUGACUUCCCAGAGCUGAUUGACAUCAGCAUAAAACAGGCUAAUAAGGAAGGAUCUGCAGACAGUCGCAUAGUUACCCUGACCAGACAGGACAGCAUGACCCUGGAACUGGAGUUUCAUUCUCCAUCCGAGGCUCUGUCGUUUGUAUCAUUAGUUGAUGGAUAUUACAGACUAGUGGCUGAUGCCCAUCAUUACCUUUGUAAAGAGGUGGCUCCACCAAGACUUCUGGAGUGCAUUCAGAGUUACUACCACGGCCCUGUAUCGAUGGAGUUUACGAUUGGUAAGCUGCGCCGCUUUGGCAACCAUCAAGGCCUGUACAUCCUGCGCUGCAGCCCAAGAGACUACGACAAAUACUUCAUGUCCUUUGUUGUGGGGUAUGAAAGUGUGGUUGACUAUAAGCACUGUCAGAUCAUGAAGAUGGAGUCAGGAGAGUACAUUCUGAGUGGAGCCAAGAGGAGCUUUGGCUCACUGAGGGAGCUUCUGCACUGUUAUCAAAAGGAGGCGCUGCGCACAGAUGGAUACACAUUUCAGCUGACCAGGUGCUGCCCCCCCAGCCACAAAGAAAAAUCCAACCUGCUGGUGUGUAGAAUUAACCAGGGGGCAGAGGCUCCUCUGACGCCGUCCCUCCACAAACAUGCCGGCCAGAUGGUCUUCCACAAGAUUCGAAAAGAGGACCUCACCAUCAAUGACAGUCUGGGCCAAGGAACUUUCACCAAGAUCUUCUGCGGUGUGAGGAAGGAGCUGAGAGAUUAUGGAGAUGUACAUCGGAUGGAUGUUGUUAUCAAGAUCCUGGACAAGGCUCAUCGCAAUUAUUCAGAGUCGUUCUUUGAAGCAGCCAGCAUGAUGAGCCAGCUCUCCCACAAGCACUUAAUACUCAACUAUGGUGUUUGUGUUUGCGGCGAUGAGAAUAUGAUGGUGCAGGAGUUUGGUAAAUUUGGUUCUCUGGACAUUUACCUGAAAAAGAAUAAAAGCUGUGUCAACAUCACAUGGAAACUAGAAGUGGCCAAGCAGCUAGCCUGGGCUAUGCACUACCUGGAGGAUAAAAACCUCAUUCAUGGAAACGUCUGUGCAAAGAACGUUCUUCUGAUCAGAGAGGCGGAUCGCAAGACAGGCAACCUGCCAUUCAUAAAGCUCAGUGAUCCUGGUAUCAGCAUCACUGUUCUGCCCAGAGAAGUGCUGGUAGAGCGUAUCCCAUGGGUGCCCCCCGAGUGCAUUGAAAAACCACAGAACCUGAGUUUAGCCACAGACAAGUGGGGCUACGGGACAACGCUCUGGGAGAUCUGUAGUGGUGGAGACAAACCACUCAGCACUCUGGAUUGCUCCAAGAAGAACUUAUUCUAUGAAGACAGGCACCAGCUUCCAGCUCCCAAAUGGACAGAGCUGGCCAAUCUGAUAAACAGCUGUAUGGACUACGAGGCCUCGCACCGCCCGUCCUUCAGAGCAAUCAUCAGAGACCUGAACAGCCUCUUCACACCAGACUACGAGCUGUUGGUGGAGAGCGACAUGUUACCAAACAAGACGAGAGGCUUUGGCCUCCCGUGGUCCUCAGAGAGCCAGGAGCCCGCACAGUUUGAGGAGAGACACCUUAUCUUUCUCAAGCAGCUGGGCAAAGGGAACUUCGGCAGUGUGGAGAUGUGCAGGUACGACCCCCUGCAGGACAGCACUGGGGAGGUGGUGGCAGUGAAAAAGCUGCAGCACAGCACGGCCGAGCACAUCAGGGACUUUGAGCGGGAAAUUGAGAUCCUCAAAUCCCUCCAGCACGAAAACAUCGUCAAAUAUAAAGGCGUCUGUUACAGCGCAGGACGAAGGAACCUGCGGCUGGUCAUGGAAUACCUCCCCUACGGCAGCUUGAGAGAUUAUCUCUCCAAACACAAGGACCACUUUGACUCCAAGAAACUGCUGCACUACGCGUCACAGAUUUGCAAGGGUAUGAACUACCUUGCCACAAAUCGUUACAUCCACAGAGACCUGGCGACGAGGAACAUCCUGGUGGAGAGCGAGAUGAGGGUGAAGAUCGGUGACUUUGGUCUGACCAAGGUGCUGCCGCAGGACAAAGAGUACUACACGGUCAGAGAGCCUGGAGAAAGCCCCAUCUUUUGGUAUGCUCCAGAGUCACUGACAGAAAGCAAGUUCUCUGUGGCAUCCGACGUUUGGAGUUUCGGAGUCGUCCUCUACGAACUCUUCACCUGCAGUGACAAGAACUGCAGCCCACCAGCAGUGUUCAUGGACAAAAUUGGGAAUGAAAAGCAGGGCCAGAUGAUCGUCUACCAUCUGUUAGAUCUGCUAAAACAAGGAUAUAGGCUGCCGGCUCCUGACAACUGUCCGAAGGAGAUUCACAAGAUGAUGGACGACUGCUGGAGCAGUGACCCAAGUCUGCGGCCUACUUUCAAGACAUUAAUCCACAGUGUGGAGUCCGUGCGAGAGGGCAAGGAGGGAUGAGCGGAGUCAUCCCUGAACCUUUGAACUUCAGGUGUUGACUCACAGGAAUCAGUGAUUCCUCUGUGACGUGCACUGCAGCAGCACAGUGGAAAGACUGAGCCGGCCACGUUUCUUUCUUAUGGAGCUCAACCUGCCUUUCAGCCUCAUUAACAAUCAUCUAAAUGAAGACGUCAGACCUGACGCCAAACAACAGAUCAUUCAUGACACGUUUGAGAACAUUUAAUCAUGAGAUGAUUCAUUUCAUAAUUUGGUGUUGGUCUUUGACUGUAGAAAGGAAACACUUUUGUGGAUGAAGUAUUUUCUGCUUUUUAAGCUGUUGUGAAAAUGAACCGGAACCAAAAAUGUAUAAAUCACCCACAAGCAGCAUUUUGUGAAUAACUCCGUCUUUUUAUUUUGGAGCAGCGACUUGUUUUAUUGUUUUAUUCCAAGAGACCAUGGGAUUCUCCACAGAAUGUUACAUGUGUGAGGGCAACUCAAACUAGACUCCUGACUGAUAUUUUUUAAAGAAUUUUUAGGAGCAGUUAUUUAACAAAAACAAUGCCGAGCACAGACUGUCUCUAAAGAGUUUGUUGAACAAAAAUGCUCCCAAACCACGUGAUGUCACCCGCUUGACACUUUUUAAGACUGAUAAAGGACGAUCACGCUUCUGUGACGAGGGGACCCUGUGAAGAUCUCUACCGGUGGAGCUGAAGUCAGAUUUCUGUCUUUAUGCUGGACUUGGCAGAUAUUCAUGACCCACUGAGGAUGAUCCUGUGUUUCUUUUUAUAAACAGCGGAGGCAGCAGAAGAAACAGCCAGUUUCUUAGUUUACAUCAUAAUGUCAAAACGGCAAUACCUGCUCAUGAAGCUCUUUGAUAACAAAGUAUCGACAAUGUCCUGGACAGUAUCAGUUAUUUUUGAACACCCAGGGAAAUGAUGACAUUGUUUUUGUUACUGAUUACUAUAUGAAUAUAUAUUUUAUAGAUACAGUUUGAAGUUUUUAAUGGUACAAUGCUAUAAUAUCAGCCUGUACAUACAUGAUGUGAAAAGUGUGUUGAAAGUAAUGAAGGGAAGUGUUUGUUGUUGUAAAACAUGUAAAAAAUAAGCUUGCAUGAUUUCAUUUUUAUGUGAAAGUUAAAAACUGUACAGGCCAAAUGUUAUUGAAUGAAGUGUGUGAUGCGUGAGAGGAAACUCUUGAUGUGAAUUUGCAAGGUUAUUAUCGUCCACAACAGACGAGACAUACAAAUACAAGCAUGCACACAAAAUGUGAAAGGAUGGGUCACAUCUUGCAUGAAUGAGUCACUGUUGAGAGCAAAGUUUUCUCACUUUCACACACAAAGUUUGUUUGUGCGCUCCCGAACCUCUGGGCCAUAUUUCCACUGAAGAUCCGACCUGAAUAUCUGAGUUAAGCGUGUUGUGAAUGAGACUUUCUGUUUGCUGUGACUGAAUUUAUCAUGUUUUGUAUCUUUGGAUUAAUCCUCUUUUACUCCCACAGCUUCUGUUGUGACAUGUUUUUGGCUGAGUAACAUCAAAUAUCAGUUCAUUGUGAAAUACGAACAACACCAUAAUAUAAUGAAAAUGACAUUUUUUCUUUCCAUUUAUUUCAAUUUUAUUUGACUUUGAAAUAAAUGGACUUGCAUCUGAUGCAGCUACCUUUCAAUACAUGUACAUAGAUGUAAAUAUCGAGGUGGAUGUUGUUUCUACUUUUACUAAACAAAACAUAAUGCAGUACUAUGGACAUUAAAAUUAAAC